This is a messenger RNA of Osmerus eperlanus (European smelt), 889 nucleotides long. RefSeq names its product THAP domain-containing protein 6-like. Gene Ontology annotation, molecular function: sequence-specific DNA binding. NCBI's taxonomy places the organism in Eukaryota, Metazoa, Chordata, Actinopteri, Osmeriformes, Osmeridae. The record is from RefSeq and is a predicted model, not a curated record. The transcript is spliced from 3 exons. The coding region runs from base 17 to 643 and encodes 208 amino acids.
CCGGCGCAGUUCAACAAUGGCUGAAACGAAGGCUAGAUGUCACUGCUCUGUUCCACUUUGUAAAUCGAACAAACAACGCCAACCCUACUUAAGUUUCCAUGGAUUCCCGACUGAAUUGAGUCUAAGGAAGAAGUGGAUUAAAGCGGUUCGCCGGGAUGAGGGGCCAAACUUUAAAAUAAAACAAGGUAGCACGUUUGUUUGUAGCCGGCACUUUAGUGAAUCAGACUACACUAACGCUACAGGUAGUGCUAGCAGGCUAGCGUUAGCUGACGUGGCUAACUUUACCAACCGAGGUCGCAUCAAGCGUCUGCAAAUCGGUUCUGUGCCCUCCCGUUUCCAGUGGAACAACUGGGGACUGCCAAGAAGGGAGUCUGCUUAUAAAAGAGCAUCAACUCGCUUAGGCCAUGACGUUUGUCCAGCCCUUCCUCUGGAGCAGCCCCUACCAUGUGAGGAAGAGGCGAUGGAGGAGGUCGCAGCUUCGGUGGUGAUGACAGAACAUGAUUACGGUUCUGCUCUUAAACCAGGUGCACUGGAUGCUGCUGCUGCACACAUACAGCAACUGGAAGACAAAAUCAAGGAGCUGACAACAGAGCUGUCACAGCUGAAAAGUUGCUGCAGGCCUGCAAGAGAAGGUGCUGGCUGACAUGUUUCAGGUCAGUGUGUCCACUGUCUCCCGUGUUGUUAUAACGUGGGCCAACUACCUUUACCUGCUCCUUGGCUCCCUUCCCAUCUGGAUGAGUAAACAGCAAGUCAAGAACACCAUGCCAAGCAAAUUUGUGCAGUACAGUCCAGAUGUUCGGGUAAUCAUCGACUGCACCGAGGUGCGAUGCCAGAAUCCAUCAUCCCUCACUCUCCAGUCUGAGGUUUUCUCAUCGUACAAAAACACGAC